Messenger RNA from Linum trigynum, 619 nucleotides. NCBI's taxonomy places the organism in Eukaryota, Viridiplantae, Streptophyta, Magnoliopsida, Malpighiales, Linaceae. The record is from the annotation of a GenBank genome assembly.
CACAUGAGUUGCCAAUUACUAAUUACAUCCAUAUAACUAAAAAAAGCAAGAGUUUCCUCACCUACCACUACACAAAGGACAAGAAUCCAAAUGAGCUAAUCCUAAUAAAAUCCAAACAAUCAGAUUACUAAAGUAACACUACACAAUUGAGCUUUCACUGCGGGUCGCUUGCUUCAGGGUGCAGAGCCACUGGAUGCGAAGAGGUUCCAGGAAGAUGAAGCGGCUACGCAACUCUGCAAUCACAAGAAACUCUCACGCUCUCUCACUCUUAGCGAUCUCACUCUCUCUAGCAUGGUCGCAGCAAGCAGCGCGGAGCACCAACUGGCCGCAGCACGCGAUAAAGUGGAAGCGGCGGCAUCGCAAUCCAAUUGUCCAGAUUCAUCGUCGAAAUCCGCAAUCUCAUGCGAGCAGUGAGAUCCUGCGCACCAGAUCCAUGGAAUCCUUCAUGAACGGCGACGGAGCAGCGACGGUGGAGGCACUCCGCUGCCUCCGACGAUAGUGAUGUCUCCGCCUCCGUCGCGGGAAUUUUGGUGGGAGAGUAGGGGCUGAGACGGCGACGAUGGGGAUUGGAAUGGGAUUGCUCGUCAACGGUAUUCUGUGAUAAAUUUUAUUAUUUUUG